GUGCAUUGCACCAUUCAGGUCACAGACACAUGCCCAGCCCAUCCUCUCUCUCUCUCUCUCCUCCUCUUUCUUCUUCGUUCUCUCUCCGACUACUUCACAUUCUCUCUUCUCCUCCAUCCAGCAGCAUCAUCCGGCUCUCUCCUCUUCCUCCAAUGUCAGCAACAAUGACCAGCACAGUAUCAGCCUACACAGACAAGAUCAAGGAGAUGUCCAUGCUGUCUCUGCUUUGCUCCUGCUUCUACACACAGCCACAUCCCAACAGCCUCUAUCAGUAUGGAGACCUGGAGGUGAAGGGUUUGAACAAGCGAGCAUCUGGCCAGUCAUUUGAGGUGAUCCUGAAGGAUGCCGAUCAGUCCAGGGACAAAAGCCAGCCUCAGCCGCUGCUCUCCCCCCCGAGGAGGGAGAUGUCCCUGGAGGAACUCCAGAAAAGGCUGGAGGCCGCUGAGGAGAGGAGGAAGUCCCAGGAGGCCCUGGUGCUGAAGCAGCUGACGGAAAAGCGGGAGCACGUGCAGGAGGUUCUCCACAAGGCGCGCGAGGAGAACAACAUCUUUAGCAAGAAGACGGAGGAGAAGCUCAUCCAAAAGAUGGAGGUCAACAAGGAGAACCGGGAGGCUCACCUCAAUGCUCUCAAACAGCGGCUGCGUGAGAAAGAGGUCCACGCUGCAGAGGUACGCAGGAACAAGGAGCGUCAGGCUGACCUCUCUGGCUGAAGAUGUUUUCUACACUCUGGCAGUGGAGGCCACUUUUGAAAAUCUUCUGUGUGUCAAAGUUUUCCUGUUGUUCAGUAUUCACCAAUAUCAUCCUACAAUGCACCUUUCAGAACUCAAACUAGUAGUUAAUCAGCACCAAAUAAUAUUACUCAUCUGUUUCACUUUUGGUAAACCACACACAUUUGAAAGUGCAGAUAUGUAUUCCAAUAGCAGAGUCAAGUACAGCUGAAAUAAAGUCCAAUCCUGAGCCAAA
This is a messenger RNA of Siniperca chuatsi (mandarin fish), 963 nucleotides long. It is a transcript of the gene stmn3, whose product is annotated as stathmin-like 3. Gene Ontology annotation, cellular component: neuron projection; cytoplasm. The transcript is spliced from 5 exons. Bases 30 to 710 code for a protein of 226 amino acids. Gene Ontology annotation, biological process: neuron projection development; regulation of microtubule polymerization or depolymerization; microtubule depolymerization. The record is from RefSeq and is a predicted model, not a curated record. Lineage: Eukaryota; Metazoa; Chordata; Actinopteri; Centrarchiformes; Sinipercidae. Gene Ontology annotation, molecular function: tubulin binding.